UACCAAUGCUACAGAAGACUGGGGCUUGGUCUUGAAGUUUUCAGAUGCAUCUGUAGAUGAAUCAUAACAGCACCAAGAUGUCGGGACGAUCAGGCCGAGCUGAGACCCGAAGUCGGGCCAAAGACGACAUUAAAAAGGUCCUGGCAGCCAUCGAGAAAGUGCGCAAAUGGGAGAAGAAAUGGGUGACAGUCGGAGACACCUCUUUACGCAUAUUCAAGUGGGUUCCAGUAACGGAGACAAAGCAGAUAUUUCGCACCAAAUCCACUGGUGGAGAGGUCAGAGGCCUUAAAGACGUGGUCAUUGAAAACACCAACUCCAUGCUGGAUUUCACCGAUGAAAACAGCAACCAGAGCUUUCUGUCGGACGUUUAUCAGCCAAAGCUUGACAACAGCAGCAGCACGUCCAGCUCGCAGCAGGUCAGCCCGCCGCACACCUACAGCCUGCGGGCCGAGGACUCCCAGCCUCCCAUGCUCGGACAGGAGAGCGUAGACGAACCGGUACCUUCAGGCCGGGAGGGUGCGGACGAGCCGCCGACGCUCAUCAAAGAGGACCCGCUUUCAUCGGGAACUGCCAGACGGAGAACCUCAGACGCUCAGGACGAAUUAGAUGAAUCGGGAGCACCGCCAUUAAAGAAGAUUUGCACAGGGGAAAAUACCGCCUUGAGAUAGCUUUUCUCCCCAUUUGUUCUAUCCGAAUCCACAGAUUACUCGUUCUUGAUUGUUGUAAGAUUAGCAAAGCUUUCAGAACAUUUCUGGUCCUCUUUAAACGCAUACGUUUCAUUUCGGCAAAGUCUUUGUUGUUCUGUUGUUUUGGGGGUGAUUUUGUUUUGAACGGACUGAAGACAGUUUUCUAAAUUUUGUAUGUACCAAGCUCUCUUUAGGCAUUUUCCUCUUCCGAUGCUGUAAACGUUGAAUUUUCUAUGUUCUGCUUCCGUUUGACUUUUGCAUGUGUCUAAAGCUAUUUUUAUGAACAUAUUGGCCAUCAUUAAAAAAAUUAAUAAAUAAAUAAAUAAAGUUUUUCCCGUUUGUAGCUUAAUGCAGAUCGAUGUUUAAAUGGAACCUUUAGCUUUUAAUUUGAUGUUUACUGUGAUAAAUCUUAUGGCUUGUUUCAUUCUAGAAUAAAGUGCUUUUUAAAAAAAAAA
This is a messenger RNA of Fundulus heteroclitus (mummichog), 1141 nucleotides long. RefSeq names its product BAF chromatin remodeling complex subunit BCL7B b (gene bcl7bb). Lineage: Eukaryota; Metazoa; Chordata; Actinopteri; Cyprinodontiformes; Fundulidae. The coding region runs from base 57 to 668 and encodes 203 amino acids. The transcript has 6 exons. The record is from RefSeq and is a predicted model, not a curated record.